GCACGCGUCUGCCUAAUUCCCUUUCUUCUUCAUUCGUCUUCUUCAUUGCGCUGCCUCCAUCGAACCUCCAAAUUUACCACGCUAUGCAUUCAUGCAUCGCUGCAUUUGACGAUGCGACGAUGCUCUCUGGAGGCAAUUGUUAGUGAAAGGAUCCAUCCGCUUUUUUGUUCACAGAGGCAGCUGGUUUCGGUCGUGUUGCUUUGAGAUGGAUAUUCGGUGUUGGAGAGAGGGCGGUUGGGAGAGGGAGGAAAUUGCAUUCAUAUUUGUGGUGCUGCAUCAACAUCCCUUUCGCCUGGAGGUACUCAAAGCAUACAUCUACAAUUCGCCUUGCGCUGAAUUGUGGCGCGAUUGCAAGAAAGGUUGCGACGACGCAGGAUCACGAGGCCGUGAGGGGUCUUCUUGCGAGGUUGUCCACGCAGCGGACAAUGGCUGCGAGGGAUAACGAUGGCUCUUCCAAGUCCUGUUUUGCAGGCUCUUCAAGUGGAAGUUCAAACAGAUUCCGGGGAAGAGGAAGAUCUGAAUCAUAUGAUGAGGAGAGGUCAGUAAAGCCUCGAUCGAGCCGCGAUGACUACCGAUAUUGGCUUAAUGCUCGUAGUAAUCCACCUAAAGACCACGAGAGAUUCAUUAUCGUGUCCUACAAUAUAUUGGCUGAUGUGAAUGCACGGGCACAUUGGGACGAAUUAUACUGGCAUAUACCACCUUUCAUUAUGGACUGGGAUGCACGCAAGAAGAAGCUUCUGCGGGAGCUUGCACUUUGGUCUCCAGAUAUCAUGUGCUUACAAGAAGUGGACCAUUACGAAGACCUCAAUGAAGAACUUGAGAGCAAGGGUUAUGUCGGGGUCUAUACAAGUCGAACUGGAGCAUCAACUGAUGGUUGUGCCAUGUUCUGGAGGAAAAAUAGGUUCGAGCUACUGGAGGAAGAGUGUAUUAAGUUCAAUGAAUUCAAUCUCCGAGACAAUGUCGCCCAGCUUUGUGUUCUAUGGACCAAAAGCAAGACUUCCGAGUGGCGUGACACGGAUGGCUCAGAAGGCUUAGACGAUGCAAAACCAACUAUUGGCUCACGUGAUCCUAAGAACAACUGCGUAGUUGUGGGAAAUACUCACCUGUUGUUUAAUCCCAAGCGCGGUGAUGUCAAGCUAGGUCAGGCUCGAGUGCUUUUAGAAAAAGCUCACGCUAUCUCUGAAAAGUGGGGAAAUGCGCCUGUGGCUAUAGCUGGUGAUUUCAACAGUACACCAUGGAGCGCUCUGUAUCGAUUCAUGUCAUGUUCACAGCUCGACCUGGCUGGUCAUGAUCGGCGUAAUAUUUCAGGACAAGAGGAGGGAGCUAAGGAGCGUUUUAAGACCAAUGCGUACUCUCGUGAAGUGUCCAAAUAUGAGAGGUUCGGCUCGGCUUGUGAGUCAUCACAAGGUGUCGAGAUAUCGGGUGAAGAAGAUUUAGUUUUGGGUACUGAGAGCAGCAUAGUGUCCAUAAAGACAAAUGACUCCAAGGAAUCCACAAUCAUCACACGAGAAACAAAUUUAACCACUGAAAUUACCGGCCAAAAGUUCAGUAAAGUAACUUCGACGCGAGUUUCUAUAGCAAAAAGUUUACCUCAUGCCAAAAGGGUGCGAGGCUGGGAUCAAUCUGAGUUGAUGGCAGCUACUGGCGCAAGCGACCUUUCUGUAGUUCAGCACAAAUUGGACUUACGAAGUGCAUACUCAGAGAUAGAGGGAAAGCCUGGCAGCAGGGAUGAAAGAGGGGAGCCGUUUGUUACAACUUUUCACAAGAAAUUUAGGGGCACUGUUGAUUACAUUUGGCAUACGGAUGAUCUAGUGACAGUGAGAGUCCUGGAUACUCUUCCCACUUCUGUACUACAACAUUGUAAAGGACUUCCUUCCAAGAAAUGGGGAAGCGAUCACUUGGCUUUGGCUUGCGAGUUCUGCUUUGCCCCAAACAGGAACAACUGCAGCAUCCAGAAGACCAAACGAGAGUCUGGACAGAAUUCUCUUUUUCGAAACUUUUGAAUUUGGAUGUCCAGAAGUGAGAUUUAGUCAGCAGAACUGCAAAAUUGUAGAUAGUUCUAUCAAAAUAUUUAUGAUAUCAAUGCGUAAACUUCGUCAUUUUGUAAUGAUAUUUGAAGUUAAGGUCACAAACUCUGCUGUAUUACAUGUUGCCUUCUUCCCAUAUGAGUUUUAUUCAAGAUUUUUGUUGCUCCAA
Molecule: messenger RNA, 2196 nt
Organism: Physcomitrium patens
Lineage: Eukaryota; Viridiplantae; Streptophyta; Bryopsida; Funariales; Funariaceae
Source: RefSeq, a predicted model, not a curated record